Molecule: messenger RNA, 2750 nt
Organism: Phalaenopsis equestris
Lineage: Eukaryota; Viridiplantae; Streptophyta; Magnoliopsida; Asparagales; Orchidaceae
Product: pentatricopeptide repeat-containing protein At1g25360
Exons: 1
Coding region: 312-2720 (802 amino acids)
Biological process (GO): RNA modification
Molecular function (GO): protein binding; zinc ion binding; RNA binding
Source: RefSeq, a predicted model, not a curated record
UAUAUUUAGUGUAUUUUGGAUGUAUACUAACGGAGAAAAUAUUUCAUUCGGGCACUGCAUGUCCGGACAGUCAAUCACAAGCGGCCUGUCAUACACAUCAUCAGCGGCCAACAUGACGGGCAGUGAUUAGCCAUCAUGUUCGUCCGGAUGGAAUAUAUUUUCAUUCCAAUGAGCACACUUAAAAUAUAUAUCAAGAAAGAGAGUGCGUGUGUGAUUAAAAAGAAAGCUAACAGUGUGAUUCCUCCUAGCCCCCUUGAGAUUUCGAUCGAUGCGGUUAAUUAAGCCCAUAGAGAGGGCGAGGGGGCAAUCAAAUGCGGCCUACGCACCUCGCUCACCAUGCAACGGACUUCACCGCAAUCGCCAACCUCUUCGCCGGCCAUCUCCAACUCCUCGCUUCCCAAACCUCCCGUCUUCCCCACUCCUUCCUCCGCCGCCUCCGCUCUCUCCACGCCCAUCUCCUCUUCUCCGGCUUCAAACCCCAUAGGCACAUCAUCAACCGCUUCAUCGACCUCUACGCAAAGCACGGAGACAUCCCAUCUGCUCUUCAUCUCUCCCACACCUCCCUGCGCCUCGACGUCGUCGCCCAGACCUCCCUCAUCAAUGCCUACUCCAACUCCGGCGAUCUCCUCCACGCACGCAAGGUGUUCGAUGAAACUCCUAUGGCUGUCCGCGACACCGUCUUCUACAAUGCGAUGAUAUCUGGUUACUCCCGUGCCAGCGAAGGUCCGCCGGCUGUCGUGGUUUUCCGCAGCAUGCUCCGGGAUGGAUUCCAACCUGAUGAUUACACAUUCACCGGAAUUCUUAGUGCGGCCGCUUAUCUCAUUAAUCUGGACCUUGUACAGUGUCAGCAGCUCCACUGCCCCGCCGUGAAGGUGGGAACAGAAUCAGUGGUUUCUGUUUCAAAUGCUCUCAUAGCGUUGUACGGCAAAUGCGAGUCUUUUGUAGCCGGGCUAACUGCACGCGAGGUGUUUGAUAAGAUGACUGAAAGGGAUGAGCUGACUUGGACGACCAUGGUUGUCUGGUACGUCAGAAAAGGCGAUGUCUUUUCUGCACGCCAGGUGUUCGACCAAAUGCUGGAUAGGUUUGAUGUUGUCUGGAAUGCGAUGAUCUCCGGAUAUGUUCACCAUGGACUUUUCACAGAAGCUUUUGAAAUUUUUCGAAGAAUGCUCUUCUUAAACCUCCCUCUUGAUGAAUUUACUUAUACCAGUGUGCUCAGCGCUUGCGCAAAUGCCGGUUUGUUUCGUCACGGCCGGUCUGUGCAUGCUAGAAUUAUCCGCCACCAGCCGUGCUUUGAUCCAAAAUCUUCUCUACCGGUUGAAAACGUUUUGGUUAGCCUGUACUCAAGAUCCAGCAAGAUGGAGCUUGCAAGAAGAAUUUUUGAUGGAAUUCUCAUGAAGGAUUGUGUUUCCUGGAACGCAAUUUUAUCAGGGUACGUGAAUUCAGGCCAAAUGGACGAUGCUCGCGCCAUAUUUGAGGUCAUGCCUCGCGACAUCCAGCUUCCAUGGACGGUAAUGAUGUCGGGACUGGUUCAGAGCGGGCUUCCAGAGGAAGCCCUGAAGCUUCUUAAUCGAAUGAAAGCCGAGAAAGUGAAGCCAUGCGACUAUACCUACGCAGGAGCCUUCUCUGCUUGUGGAGAUCUCGGAGCACUGGAACAUGGCCGGCAGCUUCACGGACAGCUAAUUGGUUUUGGCUAUGAAUCCAGUAAUUCAGCAGGUAAUUCCCUCGUGACAAUGUACGCCAAGUGCGGAGCGAUCGAUGAAGCUCAUCAGGUGUUCCUCGUCAUGCCCAAUUUAGACUUCGUCUCGUGGAAUUCAAUUAUCGCCGCCUUCGCGCAGCACGGCCAUGGAAACGAGUCCAUCGAGCUCUUCGAAAUGAUGAUUAACGAAGGCAUCCAGCCAGACCGACUUACUUUUCUCACUGUGCUCACUGCCUGCAACCAUGCCGGCUUAGUUGAUGAAGGUUUCCAAUACUUCGAAUCAAUGCAGCAUGAUUAUGGCAUUAUACCCGGAGAAGAUCAUUAUGUUCGAUUGAUAGAUUUGUUGGGACGCGCCGGGAGGAUCGAAGAGGCUAACGAUGUGAUCGAAAACAUGCCAUUUGAACCAGGUACGGCAAUAUGGGAAUCAGUUCUCGCCGGUUGCAGAACACACUGUAACAUGGAUCUCGCCGUCCGUGCAGCAGAUCAGCUCUUCAACACCAUGCCGCGACAUCACGGUUCAUACGUUCUUCUAUCGAACAUGUACGCAUCUUCGGGGCGAUGGGAGGACGUGGCGAGGGUGAGGAAGAUGAUGAAGGACAGAGGGGUGAAGAAGGAGCCUGGGUGCAGUUGGAUCGAAGCCGAGAGUAAGGUGCAUGUAUUUCUCGUUAGUGAUGCAACGCAUCCUGAAGUUUACAGAAUUUAUAGAUUCAUGGAGGUGCUUGGAGCGAGGAUGAGGAAGAUGGGAUAUGUUCCGGAUACCAGAUAUGUGUUGCAGGAUGUUGAAUCGGAGAGGAAGGAGUAUGUGAUUUCGACGCACAGCGAGAAGUUGGCGGUGGCUUUCGGGCUGCUGAAAGUGGCUGGAGGAGCUAAAGUUAGGGUUUUGAAGAACUUGAGGAUAUGUGGGGAUUGCCAUUGCGCGAUCAUGUUCAUGGCGCUGGCCACUGGGAGAGAAAUUGUUAUCAGGGACGCGAAGAGGUUUCAUCAUUUUAAGGAUGGGGAGUGUUCAUGUGGUAAUUAUUGGUGAAUUACACCUUUCUUUUUUUUAUUUUUAUAC